GCUCUCAAAAAUAUGUCCACCUGUUCAACAUUUGAAUUUUGGAAUCUAUUGCCUGAGGAAAUGAAGUUGGAGUGCAUCAAGAAUAUGUCAUUGAUAACUCGAUGCCUCUUGCGAAGUACAAGUCAGACUGAACGACGGCUUGUAAAUUCACAAAAAAUACAUCUGCACUGUGUAUUAGCAGACGACAGACACAUUCACGAUCUGUUUGUCGCCUAUACAGUUCAUUCCACUGAUGAGAGAGGGAUAGGCACAGGAUUUGAAAGCGUUCCAAAUGGAAUUGCAAUGCUUUCUUCCAUUCUCCAAAUCUCAAUAGUGCGACUAUUUGUGACACAAACUGACCAAAACAAGAAUGCGAUUGCCAGUUUAAUUGCUGGACCAUCGACAAAAUAUCACAUAACCAGAUUCCGAGGUUUUAUAACUUCAGAAAAUGUAUCAUUUUUUGAAAAAUGCGCCGAUGAUUGCUUUGAAGACAUUCGAAUUGUUUCUGACGGUGGUACUACUUUCCCGGUAGCUCUGUUCUUACAAUAUCCUUCACUCAAAAAGGUGAGAAAAUGGUCACUCAGUUUGAGACUUUUUCCGGAUUUGGGACAAGCGGUGUGUCGAAGAUGGAUCAACACGGAUGCCGAAGUUGAUUCUACAAUGACGUUCAAAACUGAAGGAUACGAAACACUAGAUAGUUUUGUCGCGGAAUUACAGGAUUUUGUAAUAGUCGAACAUACCAACACAGUCGUACGGAUCCAGAUGGAAAAUCCCGAAAAACACGUUGUUCUAACAGCCAAGUGGUAUCCUCGUAAUCUUGCUGGAACUCUCUUUGGAUACGGCACUCUUAAGAUUGUUCCGGCAGAUUUAGCAGUUUAACAUUUUUAACAAUUUGAUUUAAUUUUUUUGCCAUUCGUUAUCUCUGAGCUUCCAAUUUCACCCAUUUCUUCUUUUUUGUUGAUAAUUUUCAGUUUAAUAAAAGUUGAUAAACGGUUA
Molecule: messenger RNA, 975 nt
Organism: Caenorhabditis elegans
Lineage: Eukaryota; Metazoa; Nematoda; Chromadorea; Rhabditida; Rhabditidae
Gene: F31D5.7
Product: F-box domain-containing protein
Exons: 5
Coding region: 13-858 (281 amino acids)
Source: RefSeq, marked reviewed